Nicotiana attenuata is the source of this 2526-nucleotide messenger RNA. RefSeq lists its product as uncharacterized. Gene Ontology annotation, biological process: DNA integration. The transcript has 2 exons. NCBI's taxonomy places the organism in Eukaryota, Viridiplantae, Streptophyta, Magnoliopsida, Solanales, Solanaceae. Gene Ontology annotation, molecular function: nucleic acid binding. The coding region runs from base 1 to 2526 and encodes 841 amino acids. The record is from RefSeq and is a predicted model, not a curated record.
AUGGGACAUUAUCCUAGUGACUCUGGGUCAUUUGCUGUGCCAACACAAAGGUUUAAUUUAACUCAAGCUAAACCUACAACCUCUACAGUGAAUAACACUGGUGGUUAUACUUUUAGAACUAAUCAAGACAACAGGAGAUGUCUGAAUUGCAACUAUUGCAAAAAGCCAGGACAUACAAUCGACAAAUGCUAUAAACUUCAUGGUUAUCCACAGAAUUUCAAGCCAGGUUAUCCACAGAAUUUCAAACAAAGAAGAAUUCAGAAUUCUAUUCAAGGAAAUGCAGUAACAACAGAUGAAGGUUAUGGUCAAGUUCAAUCCCAUGAUGUGGAAGCAACCAUUGGUAUAAAGCAAGAACAAUUGACACAACUAAUGAAAUUACUUCAACAAGUUAAAAUUGGUCAGGAAGCUACAACAAAUUCUGAAACCAUUGCCAAUGCUAAUUGUGUUGGUACAUGCUUGCCUAAUCUUUCCUAUUCACAAAGCAAUCUUAGGAGUCAUAUUUGGAUUCUUGACUCUGGAGCUUCAGAACACAUGACUUUUGACUCUAGCAUCAUUGUUAAUAUCAAACCUUUACCUAAUCCUGUUAAUGUUAAUCUUCCUAAUUCACAAAGAUUAAGAGUAACUCUGGCAGGACAAGUAACAAUACAUCCAGACUUGACUCUACACAAAGUUCUUUAUGUCCCAGAUUUUAAAUUCAACCUCAUUUCAGUUAACAGACUGUGCACUCAACUCAAAGUUCUUCUUACCUUUGCUGAAACUUGUUGUUUGAUGCAGGGCCUUUCUUUGAGGAGGCCCAUGGUCCUUGGUGAUGUGAAGGCUGGUCUUUACCUUUUCCACUCAACUCACAAGCUUGCUGAUUCCCUGUAUUCAAAUAAAGCUGUCACAUUUUCACAGAAUUCUUCUCUACCAUACUGCAAUUCUCAUAUUAUGUCUAACUCUGUUAAUACUGAUAAAAAUCUGUGGCAUGUAAGGCUAGGACAUUUACCCAUUUCUACCAUGAGAUAUAUUUCUAUCUUACCACAAUCUGCUGUUUGUAAAGAAGAUAUUCCCUGUUCCAUUUGUCCUAUGGCUAGACAACACAGAUUACCUUUUCCAGACAGCACAAGUUCUACUUCUCAUAUUUUUGAACUUAUUCACAUUGAUACCUGGGGACCCUACAAGGAACCCACCUACAAUGGUUUUAAAAAACAAUUUGAAGUCAAAGUCAAGAAAGUUAGGUCUGAUAAUGCCUUUGAGCUAGGAAGCAGUCUUGCUACCAUAGCUUAUUUUUCUUCCAAAGGAAUUAUUCACCAAACCACUUGUGUUGGGACCCCUCAACAAAAUGGUAUUGUUGAGAGAAAACACAAACAUUUGAUGGAAACCUGUCGAGCUCUUCUUUUUCAUUCCAAAGUACCUAUUUGUUAUUGGGGGGAAUGUUUACUUACUGCCACUUUUCUCAUUAAUAGAUUUCCUACCAAACUUCUACACUACAAAUCUCCUUAUGAAAUACUGUUUCACAAACCUCCUAAUUACACUUUUCUUAGAAGUUUUGGAUACUUAUGUUUUGCUUCUACUUUGCCUAAUCUUAGAGGCAAACUUGAUCCUAGGGCUAUCACUUGUGUCUUCCUUGGUUAUCCUACUGGUAAGAAAGGAUACAAGCUAUUAAAUUUAGCAACCAAUAAGGUUUUUGUCUCCAGAAAUGUGAUUUUUCAUGAAUCUGUUUUUCCUUUUACACAUCCUACCACUACUUUCUCUCAGUUCUUUCCUCCUUCUUCUACUAUUGAUUUUUCUACACCACAACCUAUCACUUUUUCUGAUUCCUCUAUUCCUCUCCCCACUGAUGAUUCUCCUGCUCCUGUUUCCUCUCCAGUUUCAUUUCCUCCAGCUGAUCAUAGUCCUAUUCCUAGUUCACCUUCUACAUCAUCUUUUAAUCCUUCUCCUUCUUCAUCUGGUUCACCUAUCUCCUCCUCUCCAUCUCCUUCUCAUCCUCCCACCACUCAUGUUUCCUCUUCUGAGGUUCCUCCUGAUGCCUUGCGCAUAUCUUUAAGAGAACACAAUGCUCCUAGUUAUUUGUCUGACUACAUCUGUGGGGCAGUGCACCUAACCAAUGUAUCUAAUUCCUGUUUCUUCUCACUUGUUUCCCCUUCUACUAUUUCUCCCAAUCUACUUUCUGUUUCUAACCAAAGUUUGCUAAAUUCCCUACCUAAUGUCCAUGAGCCUUCUAGUUAUUCUCAGGCAGCAUUGGACCCUGGUUGGCAAGCAGCAAUGGAUAAGGAACUUGAUGCUUUAAAGGCUAAUGAUACUUGGGAGGUAGUUCCAUUACCUGUUGGGAGGAAGGCUUUACCUUGUAAGUGGGUCUACAAGGUUAAACUAAAAUCUGAUGGGAGUGUGGAAAGGCUCAAAUCUCGUUUGGUUAUUAGAAGGGAUACUCAACGAGAGGGGAUUGAUUUUGCAGAGACUUUCUCCCCUGUGGUCAAAUUGACCACUAUUAGGUGCAUUCUUGCUAUUGCUGUUAAAAAAAUUGGGGACUUUAUCAAUUGGAUGUGA